This is a messenger RNA of Lates calcarifer (barramundi perch), 2868 nucleotides long. Its product is annotated as ankyrin repeat domain-containing protein 6. Gene Ontology annotation, molecular function: protein binding. The coding region runs from base 174 to 2567 and encodes 797 amino acids. The transcript has 14 exons. Lineage: Eukaryota; Metazoa; Chordata; Actinopteri; Centropomidae. The record is from RefSeq and is a predicted model, not a curated record.
CUGUCUGCCCGCUGCGUCGGCCAUGUUUCCACUCUUCAUCCACCUCCAACUGGCACUGCAGUGCUGAGUGAUGGUUACCAGCAACUGCUUCUCUUUUUGCUUUCUGUUAAGUUGUAAUAAUGAUUUUUUAGACUUUGAUUUCUUUGUUUUAACACAAACACAACAGUAGUCUAAUGACCUCUAGUGGCCUUGAAUGGGACUCUAUGGACUUUCCGCUCGUGGGCUUGCCCCCAGAAUGCAAGUCCCCCUUCCUCACAGAUAAUGAUAACCCCGGUCUCUGGCACUGCCAAAUUCACUCUCUGUGGUCAGUGAGCUCCGCAACAGGCUGCAGUUCAUCCUCCAGGACUGGAGGGAGCAGGAGGUGCAGACUGAGGCAGGAGGAGGAGGAGGAGGAGGAACAGGAGGGGAGAAGACAGUGGAGGAGGGCUGGGAAAGAGCCUGGAGGAUCAGGGAGAGUGAAGGAGGGGGAGCAGACAGCGUUACACCGGGCUGCUGUGGUGGGAAACAGCGACGUUAUCAGCGCUCUCAUCCAGGAAGGGUGUGCACUGGACAGACAGGACAAGGAUGGCAACACUGCUCUCCAUGAAGUGUCCUGGCAUGGCUUCAGCCAGUCUGUCAAACUGCUGGUGAAAGCUGGAGCCAACGUUCAUGCAAAAAACAAGGCCGGGAACACAGCUCUCCACCUCGCCUGUCAGAAUGGUCAUACUCAGAGUUCUAAGGUUCUACUCCUGGGAGGUUCCAGGCCUGACAGCAAGAACCAUGUUGGCGAUACAUGUCUGCAUGUGGCUGCCCGCUACAACCAUGUAGCUGUGAUCCGCAUCCUACUGGGAGCCUUUUGCUCUGUUUCAGAGAAGAACCUGGCUGGGGACACACCGCUACAUGUGGCAGCUGCUUUGAAUCAUAAGAAAACAGUACGUCUGCUGCUGGAGGCAGGAGGAGACAGCCGCAUCUGCAACAAUGCAGGUGAAACCGCUUUGGACCAGGCCAGAGAACAUAACAACCCAGAGGUGGCUCUUCUCCUAACCAAAGCUCCCCAGGUGCAGAGCUUUGUGCGAGGCAGGAGUGUGAGGAAGAGGAGGGACAAGCUGAAGGCAGAGGGCCGAGCUCAAUCGGUGCCCAGAGAUGAGAUGCUGCCCUGUAAGGACAGUGCCUCUGCUGCAGAGGACAGUCAGAGCAGCGACAGAGCCGCCUGCAAACACGCUGAAGUUGCCGAGUCAAACACCAGGAGGGGAAAGAACAGGAGGCAGAGAGAAAAGCCAUUUCUGUCCGACCCCCUGCGCCGCAGAGAGACCAGGCACAGUGAAGCCUUUCACAAGAGGAAAAGUAAAGUGCGAGGAGCCUCCCCUCACACAUCCGUCCCCCCACACAACUUCAAAGCCUAUCAGCUUUACACACUGUACCGAGGCAAGGACGGCAAGAUCAUGCAGGCUCCUCUGAAUGGCUGCCGCUGUGAACCUCUCAUCAGUAAACUGGAGAACCAGCUGGAGGCCACUAAGGAGGAGAUGAAGACUGAGAUCCACACUGUCCAAGACCUAAUGAACAGCAAGAUGGGCCAGCUGGACCGCAAGAACAAACACCAGAUCUGCGCUCUUGAUAAGAUGACAGUAGAGAGAGUGUCAGCAGAGAGGAGUGAGUGUCUGCAGAGGAUCGAGCAGAGGGCCCUGCAGGAGCGACUGGAGGCAGAGAAGAGACAGCAGGCGUCUCUGGUCAGUGAACUGAAGAGCUGGUGUCUGUCCAAACUGCAGAACAUGGAGGUCCGCUUCACAGGAGAGCCCAGCGGCACCAAGCUGCAGCGCUCCUCCUCUGCGGCCGAGGGCCUGAAUGAAGCCGACGACGGAGCCGGCGUCGCCGCGCUGCCCGCCGCACACGAGCUCCACAACAGUCCUACGCUCCUGGACUUCAGCUGCGGGGAACCUGGUGUGGCAGAGGGGGGGUCAGCCAACCACUACUUUGUGGUCCAUGUGGAGAGCUCUCCAGAUGGUGAGAAGGCACAUAACACUGACGUCACCUCUCCUGCGGCGGCUAGGAGGCCGCUGCCAUCGGUCCAGGUGGUUCGGCCCAAGGAGCGUCCAGUGAUCAGUGCUGACAGCCAGAGGAAGAACCAGGACCCGCAGGAUGUCGACAUGGGGGAGGUCAGCGCAAGUGGUGGCGGGGGCCACAGGGCCGGCAGCCUGUCUCCAGCCACAGAGCGCCGCAGCAGGACUGAAGCUGGCCUCAGAGGCAGGGAGCGAGGCUGGGACAGAGGGAAGCACCAUAAAAAGCGUCCCCAGGCCAGGACUAAUGCCAGAGGGGACACAGGGGUCAGGAUUCUGGAGGUAUUUGGAGACCAGCCCGCUGAGCCCUCCUUUGCACAGGAGAGGGAAAACAUGCACGCCAUUGAGGUGACUCAGUACUUCUUUGAGGCGGUGUCGACGCAGAUGGAGCGCUGGUAUGAGAGGAAGGUGCAGGAGGCGCGCUGGCAGGCCGAUCUGAGGGCCCAGGCCGACAGAGCCGCCCUGAUCGAAAGGAUCGCUUAUCUGGAGGACGAGCUGCGCAUGCUCAGGACUAACAAACAUGACGACUGCUGACACAGAAACAUACCACAGCCAGGACCUGACACAAAUCUGGACUGUCACAUGGUCUCUUCCUGGACCACCACAGCUGUACCGAGUACAUCACUGAGUCAGCCAGUGCUGUGGGGCCUGGAUCCACUGCGUGGUGUCAUAACGGAAUAUGGCUCAUGUCUCAGUUCACUGAUGGACUUAAAAAGUUCCACAUCCAGAUCCUGUCCCAUCAGUCUCCGUGGGAGCAGUGAGCUGAUGUGGUGAGAUGUGUACAUACGUGUAGAAAUAGAGGCAGCUCUUGUUCACUGUGUCGUUAACAAACCAG